Paramuricea clavata is the source of this 939-nucleotide messenger RNA. Lineage: Eukaryota; Metazoa; Cnidaria; Anthozoa; Malacalcyonacea; Plexauridae. The record is from the annotation of a GenBank genome assembly.
AUGGAUCAAUUUGCAAGCUUUGUGGACUAUUUGGGGUUUUCUCUAACCGACGAAAAUUAUUCCGCAUACCAAGAUUUAUUUCGCAGUUUUCAACAAUUUUGUAACACGAAUCCAAAUAUUUCACGGGAAUUACAAUUUAUACGUUGGCAUCGUCAAUACUCGACUGUUACACAACCAACUGUACCCCUUCUUCGACCUGAUCCAAUCCACCUUCCCACGAAACUGGCAACAUUACCCAAUCAAACUUGCUUUAAUACCUUCAUGCUAGAACAACCCGCUACAACACCGCUGCACAACUCACCGCAUACAAACAUGGUCGUGAAAAAUAAAUCCGACACACCAAUUGACCAAAACGUGCUUGAUACAACCCUGCUAGAAGUCUUAAACGAAUCUAGCGAAGAUAAUGAAAUACUCGCAAACUCGGAACCCGUACAAGAACAACACGAAAUUACGAACAUUGUCUUCGAGACUGAUGGUCCCCCAUUCCAAAAAAACACCAACACCGUAAUCGGUGGUUAUGGUCUGGGUAAAAAUAUCGCUGUGUUACAAGACGAACAUGAAUCACGGAAAAGAAAACAAACCAAACGACGACGCACAAAAACGGGCGUUAGAGGAUCGGGUCGGCCCACCAACGAUAAAAGCAUCAUGCGUGUAGUCAACGACGGGGACGAAGAUGUCAAGACCGAAGCCGUGCUGGCAUUAAAGGAAUUACGCCUAUUGACUUCUACGGGGGUCGUACGCAAAAAAAUGCCAAUAUACACCAAACAUUCCGAUGACAUUAAGUGUUUCGCUAUAAAACAUUAUAGCAGCUUUGAAUAUAUUGCCGACCAGCGAAAAAAAUCAUUAGAAAAAAUCAAAAAACACCGUGACAUUUUACAACAUUUGAACUAUCUAGAGACGAACAUGUUACCCUAUAUCGAACAAAACACUACAUUUUAA